CAGUUACAUUGAAAAAGACGUGUGUUAUAUAAUUAAACGUUACAGUGUUAGAGAACAGUUGUGAAACGUGUGUGUGUGUGUAAAUUGUGAAAUACAUUGCUUGUGUGUGUGUGUGUGUGUCAGUGAGGAAUGCAGCAGCAGCAGAAACAGGCUCAGUAACCCUCAGCUCAAGCCUGAAAAAAUGUUGUUCAGAUCUACAUUAGCUAUCGUUUUCAUCACAGUGGCACUCAGUCUGGUCUUUGAAGCUGGCAUGUCCACAGGCACAAUGUCGGACCCUCAGACAUUUCUGUACUUUGCGUAUGGCAGCAACAUGCUGAAGGAGAGACUGCAACUGAAAAAUCCUUCAGCCACAGUGCAGUGUGUAGCCAAGCUUCAGGAUUACAAGCUAGUGUUUGGGAAUCAUAAGGGCGUGGUCAGUAAGCACUGGCGUGGGGGCGUGGCUUCGAUUGAGCCGAGUGGCAGAGACUCUGUGUGGGGCGUAGUCUGGAGAAUUAACACUGCCCAUCUGACCAACCUGGACAGACAGGAGGGUGUGAGGUCAGGUGUGUACUCUCCUGCAUCAGUCAAGGUAUCGUGUCAGGGUCACACAUUCACCUGUCGCACCUACAUCAUGAACAGCCGUGUUCAGGCGCCGCCAUCUCCACACUACCUGAAGGUGAUAAUGAUGGGAGCAGAGCAGAACGGCUUACCUAAAGCUUAUCAAGACAAACUGAAUUCUACUGAAACCAACAAAUAUGAUGGGCCACUUCCAAUGAUGGAUAAGGUGUAUGCUGCACUCAAAAACUCCAAAAAUGGGUCAACCUGAAACUUCAAAUCAUAACCAUAUAAGCAGAGAGUAACUGUACUGUGUGAGAUAAAAACUGUGUAAUGUACACAUUAAAUUAGUUUAAUUAGUUUAAGCAGUAACUAGUAAAAGAUGUGUUUAUAUUGUUUGGACUGAACGAUUUUUCUUCACAUCUGUACCUGGGAAAAAAAUAAAAUCAACAAAAUGUGA
Molecule: messenger RNA, 994 nt
Organism: Pangasianodon hypophthalmus (striped catfish)
Lineage: Eukaryota; Metazoa; Chordata; Actinopteri; Siluriformes; Pangasiidae
Gene: ggctb
Product: gamma-glutamylcyclotransferase b
Exons: 5
Coding region: 182-805 (207 amino acids)
Molecular function (GO): gamma-glutamylcyclotransferase activity
Source: RefSeq, a predicted model, not a curated record